Colletotrichum karsti is the source of this 990-nucleotide messenger RNA. RefSeq lists its product as uncharacterized. The coding region runs from base 1 to 990 and encodes 329 amino acids. NCBI's taxonomy places the organism in Eukaryota, Fungi, Ascomycota, Sordariomycetes, Glomerellales, Glomerellaceae. The transcript has a single exon. The record is from RefSeq and is a predicted model, not a curated record.
AUGACCGACGCCUUUCCAACCCCGACAGCCACGCCGAAGCGCAAGAGAGACGAAGACGGUCCCCAAUUAUCGCCCGUCUACACCACCUCCAUAUUCUCCUUCCAACUUCCGGAUGCGAAGAGCGACGAGGACGGAAGCGCGAGCCCGCGCAGCAAGGUUGUGCACAAGUUCCGCGGACUGGCGCUUGGUGGUGGGGGCGGGGUAGCCCAGCAACAGGGCAGCAGCGGCGGCAGCACUCGACAGCGCCAGGGCCCAUACGACCCCGUUCGCGACGUCGGCGGCGAUGGGGCCUUCGACGACGAACCGUUUGCGAGCCGCAAGAGAGUCAAGAUGCCGGAGCUGGAGAUGAAGGACGCCGACGCUACCGAGCCCGUCGCUGUUCCGGACCCUGAGAUCAGGAGCGAUCCGGGGCUCGCCCCGACGACGGAGACGUCUGUGGCGCCCGACGCUGAGACUGCCAUUCUACCAAAUACUACCUAUUCUGCCACAACGACUGCGGCAGCCACGACAGGCCCGCAACGACCAAACCCAUUCAUAAACCGCAUACAAGAGGCAAAGGCGAGAGGACGCAGACGAGCCGGCACGCCGCCCCUCAAAAACCGCAAGGGCAAGGCUGCCACCGAGGCAGCGACGCAGGACGAGGACGCCGAGAUGGAGGUCGUUGACCCCGUCAGGGCGGCGCUGACGUGGAAGGAGGAGGAGAUCACGAUUUACGACCCGGAUGACGAGGACGACGACGGCACCGGCAUUAACGGAGUCGGGUUCAUGCCGACGGCGGCGAUGGCGUACGCCCGCACACAGAAGCGCCGGCUGCAGCUGGCGGAGUACAAGAAGCGCGAAGAGAGCGAGGCCAGGGCACGGCGGAGCCAGCGCAGACGCGGUAGCGGCGCGGGCUUGGGUGUCAAGAUUGACUCGAAGCCUGCCUCUGGGAGCGGUGUGCGCAAGGUGCGAUUUGAGUCGGAGCCGAACACGAUUGCCACGAACGGAUAA